Molecule: messenger RNA, 639 nt
Organism: Passer montanus (Eurasian tree sparrow)
Lineage: Eukaryota; Metazoa; Chordata; Aves; Passeriformes; Passeridae
Gene: MRPL11
Product: mitochondrial ribosomal protein L11
Exons: 4
Biological process (GO): translation
Cellular component (GO): ribosome; mitochondrial large ribosomal subunit
Molecular function (GO): structural constituent of ribosome; large ribosomal subunit rRNA binding
Source: RefSeq, a predicted model, not a curated record
UGGGCCCGCUCGGGCCGGGGGGCGGCCCCGAGGCCCGUCCGCAUCCUCAUCCCGGCCGGGGGCGCCGCGCCGGGGCCGCCGCUGGGGCCGGUGCUGGGCCAGCGCGGGGUCUCCAUCGCCGCCUUCUGCAAGGACUUCAACGAGCGCACCCGCGACAUCAAGCCCGGGGUCCCCCUGAGGGUCCGGCUGCUCGUGCAUCCUGACCGGACCUACUCGCUGACCAUCGGGACUCCCCCCACCUCCUACUUCUUUUCAGUGAUUUUGGUCCCCUCAGGGCACGAGGCGGCCGGCGCGGUGUCCCUGGGUGGGUUUUGGGUGUAUUUUGAUGGAUUUUGGGUCCCCUCAGGGCACGAGGCGGCCGGCGUGGUGUCCCUGGCGCAGCUCUUCGAGGUGGCCGUGGCCAAGCAGAGGGACCCUGCGGUGGGCACCCGGGGCACGGCCCUGCCCGCCCUGGUGGGCUCCCUGGUGGGCUCUGCCCGCAGCCUCGGCCUGCUCGUGGUGCCCAGGCUGACCCCCCAGGCCGUGGCCGAGGUCCAGCGGCGCCGCCGGGAGCUGCAGGCGGCCGCAGCGCCCCCUGGCGGCCAGGAGGACCAGGGGGCGGCCGGGAGGAAGUGACCCCAAAAACACCCCAAAAACACC